Bicyclus anynana (squinting bush brown) is the source of this 2639-nucleotide messenger RNA. RefSeq names its product cuticlin-4 (gene dyl). The transcript has 4 exons. Lineage: Eukaryota; Metazoa; Arthropoda; Insecta; Lepidoptera; Nymphalidae. The coding region runs from base 296 to 2044 and encodes 582 amino acids. The record is from RefSeq and is a predicted model, not a curated record.
CCGGCCGCCGCGACCAGUCCGUCUAACAUUGCUGCAUCCGCGCACGCGCAUCCUUCGUCGCGAAAACGAAAGUGACUGACAUCCGUGACACCCGUGACAUUCGUGCCCUUCGGACUGUGAUACUAUGAUUGUGUGACUGGAACAGUGAUCGGUAGCUCGCUCUGUUAUCCUGAAACUGUUUCUUCCGACUCUUACAGCAUUGAAAGCUCACCUGAAAAGGUUUUCUCAACUGCAAUUGGAGACAAAUAUAUGACACCGAAAAUAUCUUUUGCCGCCGAUUGACUGGACUGUGACUAUGAAGAGGACCAGGCUCCUGCUGGCGCUGGUGACGCUCCUAAUUAAGGAUGCAACAUGCGAACCCCCCGUAGACUCAGCGUCGCUGCCGCUGGAGCACAGAGGCGGCGCGUACGGCCCGCCGCUGCCCGCCGCGCACUCAGACGACCCCUGGCCCCUCGCUACUCCGGACAGCCCAAAAAUAAAACAUCUUCAAGUACAAUGUGAAAAGACCCACAUGCGCGUCAAUAUAGAAUUCGACCGGCCGUUCUACGGGAUGAUAUUCUCGAAGGGUUUCUACAGUGACCCCCACUGUAUGCAUCUAAAACCUGGCACUGGACACUUGAGUGCCACCUUCGAAAUAUUCCUCAACAGCUGCGGCAUGACGAGCUCGGGUAAUCACAAUGUCGCAGCGUACGGCAGCCCCACACCGAGCGGUUCCUAUGUUGAAAACACAAUCAUAGUCCAAUACGACCCUUACGUGCAAGAGGUAUGGGAUCAGGCACGAAAACUGAGAUGCACGUGGUACGACUUCUACGAAAAAGCAGUAACGUUCAGACCGUUCCAAGUAGAUAUGCUACAUGCAGUUACGGCCAACUUUCUCGGGGACAACCUGCAAUGCUGGAUGCAAAUACAAGUGGGCAAAGGACCGUGGGCAUCAGAAGUGUCGGGUAUAGUGAAAAUAGGACAGACUAUGACAAUGGUACUCGCAAUUAAAGACGACGAAAACAAAUUCGAUAUGCUUGUCAGGAACUGCGUAGCGCACGAUGGCAAACGAGCUCCUAUUCAACUGGUCGAUCAAUACGGAUGCGUUGUCAGACCUAAGAUUAUGAGUAAGUUCCAGAAAAUUAAGAACUUUGGUCAAUCAGCCUCUGUGGUAUCGUUCGCCUACUUCCAAGCGUUCAAAUUCCCUGACUCGAUGAACGUCCAUUUCCAAUGUGUAAUUCAAGUCUGUCGAUACAACUGCCCCGAACCUAAAUGUGGUGGUUUAGGCGGAGAGUAUGGAGUUCCAUUAUUGGGUGGUAACGCUCUGAGUGCAGGAGAAUACGGAUUACCCAACACAGUCCACGGAGAAUACGGUCCACCACCGCCGGCGCCUCAUGCAGAGUACGGCGUGCCACCAGCUUACCCAGAUCCACGUCACCCCGCCGAUUCCGCAGGAGCUUAUUCAGAAAAACGAGACGACGCAGUGCCUCCACCACAGGCGCAGGUUUCCUCAACACCCAACGCCCCCAACCCCUCAUCGCCUGCUCCCGCUCGCGAUUCCGACGAUGUGAACCUACCUCCUCCGCCUCCACCUGGCCGUCGUGGAGUCUACAAUACGGUAAAAAGAAAAGACGAAGGACACGGCAAUUUAGCAACAUUGGGAGGACGUCCACGGUCCGUAGAAGAUUUACCAGAAAGUUUGGUGGGAAUACGAAGACGACGAGAAACGUCUCCCACGCGUAUAUACAAACGUGACGCGCAAGAAAUGACCGACGUAAACACGAGUCGGAUUAUUCAAGUAGUAGCGCCGGGAGACGUCAACUUCGCGCUCAACAACGCAGCACAAAACGAAACAGUAGUUAUUCAAUCGCCCGCAAGUGAUCCAGAAACGAUAUGUAUGUCGGUGCCGUCGUUCGUGGCGGGUCUCGUGAUGUUGUUGCUAGUGUUGGUGGUCGCGUCGCUGGUGGCCGCGUUUCUUUUCGUGCGCGUUCGUGCGCUCGAUAGGAAGGGCGCGCACGGCGCCACCGCCUAUUACGAGACAGAUUACGUGAAACAUACGAAUUAGCGACAGCGAGUUCGCGAAUGUGUCGCGUGGACAUUCAUAAACUGUUUUCGGAUCCAAAGAGCGCGCGUGCGUCGGCCCCGGCCGGGCGGCGCGGGCGACGUCGGCUGUCGCGGCCGCGAUCGAAGCUCGUGUGACUUAUUUAUUUAGGGUGAUUACAGACUAGCGUAUUUUUUUGCGCGUAUAUGGUCGUUUCAGCAUACGCUCUUCAAAAAACCCGACUCGCGCAAACGGGCAUAUUUCUCGAACCGGUGGUGUCGUGUCAGUACCAUCAUAACACAUACGACCUUAGAAGCACAUCAACGCUCCUAUUAAACGAGCGUGUGCCAAAAGGCGCGCCUAUACGCGUCUACAUGCGCUUCCAAAAACGAUCUCAUACGCGCGAAUAAAACGUUAGUCUGAAACCGCCCUUAGUUAUUUAAUACGUGUGAUGUAUAUGUUUGACUGCUUUUUUGUAAAUUAUUUUGUUCGUGUGGAAACACUCACUGUACUGCCCUUAUAAUUAUAGUCGAUAUGUCUGUUGUAAUUUUGUAAAGAGUCGUAAGAUAGAAAAAUAGGAGAUAAGUUGUAUACCAAUAAAAGUGUCGUGUGCGAGUAA